Molecule: messenger RNA, 8073 nt
Organism: Psammomys obesus (fat sand rat)
Lineage: Eukaryota; Metazoa; Chordata; Mammalia; Rodentia; Muridae
Gene: Cfap46
Product: cilia and flagella associated protein 46
Exons: 59
Coding region: 43-7845 (2600 amino acids)
Biological process (GO): axoneme assembly; cilium movement involved in cell motility
Molecular function (GO): protein binding
Source: RefSeq, a predicted model, not a curated record
UAGCAGCAGAGCAGCUGUCUGGCAGUGUAGGCCUUAGGCGCCAUGGACCUGGUCAUUACACAGGAACUGGCCCAUGCCCAGCACCAACAAGAUACAGCUGCCCUGCAACGAGCUUAUGAACUGAUCAAGUCAGCUAACCUGGGAAAGUCGGAGUUUGACCCCACAGAGAGCUUCAGCCCGGACCUGUUCGUGCUGUGUGCAGAGCAGGCACUCAAGAUGGGAGAGCUCGAGAUGAGUGAUGACUGUCUCCAGAUGUACUUCAAAGUGAAGGGGCCAGUCACUCAGUUUCUGGGCCGAGCACACCUGUGCAGGGCCCAGCUUUGCGCCCCACAGUCAGAGGAACACCUGGAAGAAUUUGAAAACUGUGUGACUCAGUACAUGAAGGCUAUAAACUUUGCAAAAGGAGAACCGAGGUAUUACUUCUUGGUGUAUAAUGCUUCUGUUCUUUACUGGCGAAUGGUGCGGCCAUUCCUCAGGCCUGGAUUCCACCACCUCGUUAUCCCCAGCCUCUCCCAAAUCAUCAGCGUGUUAAAUCAGACAGAAGAGGAUGACAAGGAGUGGCGGGCUGAGCUAAUGAUGGAACUUCUUGAAUGUUACCUGCAAGCCAGAAGAUUUUCGGAUGCUGCCAAGUUUUGCCUGACAGCAGCACCGUUCAUCAAAACCCACGUGCCACACAAAUACCAGCAAGUGUUCGCAGUCAUGGUUCGCUUUGAGCUAAUGAGUGAUCAACACUUGAAGGAGGAAAAGAAGCACUCCACUAGCCUCUCCAUCACUUACCACAUUAACGCACUGAAAGCGAAAGUGGAUAAAAAUAAGUUGCCGAGUGACCUCAACGAUAUUCUGAGGAAAGCCUAUAAACAUUUACAACAUUACAACCACAACCGCAUCCCUUCCAUCAAGGAGGAAAAGGUGCUUUUGCUCUUUGAAUUGGCCCGCCUGUCUCUGACGUUGAAAAAUGAGCCAGUGGCCCAUGACUGCUUCUCAGACCUGAAGAAAAUGGAAAGCAAAGAUCCUAGCGUGCUGCUAGAAAUUGAAGGUCUGGAGUGUGAAUUAGAAGCUUUGCGACUGGAAAGUAAACUUAAUAUGUACCUUCGAGAAGCCGUUGAGGAACAGCUGGGCAUUAUAAAGAGACUGGACACCACACUGCAGCAGGCCAUCCGCCUGGGUGACCCCAAGACCAUCCAUGUGCUGUGCACCACACAGUGGAACGCCUGCCUGCCCCUGCUGCAGCGCAACCUGAGGGGCCACCUCCGGAGGCCUCUGACCAACAUUGCUGAGAUUCUGGAAAAGAUUGACAGUCUCAUGACCCAGAUGCGCUGCCAAGUCCACAUGGAGUUGUCAUAUAUCGAGCAGGAUGAGGACCAGCUGGAGCCUGCCAUUGUGCAUAUGCAGAAAGCCAUGCGCCUGGACAGCCUAGGUCUCUACCACGAGAAGAGUAAGAUGGCUUACAACCGGCUGAAGUUGUGUACCAUGCUGUACCAGUCACCUGACCGUCCUGAGGACCAGGCCACUAUGGCCAUUGAACAGGCGAAGAAAGCCACCCAGAAGGACAGCGUCCGAAAGAAGCGUGCACUCCUGGUGAAUGCAGGCCUGGCCCUUGCCCCUGACACCUUCCAGAUUGUGCUGGACAGCGAGAAUGAGGCCAAAGUGUCUGCUGGGAAAAUCAAGGGUCGCUUCACCUACCUCUGUGCGAAAGCUCGGCAUCACAUGCUCAGCGUGGAGAAGGCUGCUGGACACCUGCGGCGUCUGGGAUAUGAGAAUAACAAAGAGAGAAUUGUGAUUUGGGCUGAGCUGGCCAAGGUGGCCUGGACGCAAGAUGUGUGGGAUGUCUGUCGCACGGCAACCCGCUUCUGCCUCCUGUAUGACAUCAGGUCAAAGAAGGCUGCCAAGAUAAAACGAAUGAAGAAAAAAAAAGGCCCAGAGGGCUUCCAAAGUGAGUGGGGUACCUCUGAAGUGAACCUGCAAAAGCAGAUGGCCUCUAACUUGCUGAGGAAGAUGGCGGAGGUGUCAUUCAUCAAUGCUGAGGCCACUGUCCACUUCCUGCGCUUAGAAGGUGUGGAGCUCAAUGAACAGGUCAUCCCUCCUGAGGACUUGAGCCAACACGCAGCUGGCUACGUACCUGAAUCACCAGAUACCAAUCCGGAGUGGAUCACAUACAAAACUUGGAUAGAAGGCUUGUCACAGUAUGCCAUGAACAACUGGCUGCGUGCUGCAGAAAUUGGGCAGGAGAUAGGGGAAGCCUGGAUUGUGCAGAACGCCGUGGUCUACGUUAUGAACCACAACCGGCAUCUCAUCUUGGCUGGGAGGCAGAAAGAGCUGGUGGAUUCCCUGUAUCACCUCCUGAACAACCUCAAGGCCACCGGCUACAAAGGGAACUCAGUCAUGAUGGUCACGCUCUGUAACACCCUUGCUCGAGGCCUGAUCAUCAGUUCCAUUCCCACCCAGCCACAUGAGAAGUCGAAAAAGGGCGCGCGCCCCGUCUUGAUUCAUGCUCCACUGGACUCAUCUGCUUUGACUGAGAUCAGAGCAGCCCUGGAGGUCUGUGAGUUCGCACUGAACCUCACGAAUGGGAAUGUGAAGGAAAACAUUGUCCCCACCAGCGUACGGCAGUACCUCAUCGCCACCUGGGUGAAGGCCAAGCAGCUAUUACAGCAGCAGAUUGGGCCUCGGCUAGGCAUUGAGGAGCAGAGCACCAAUGAGGAUAUCAAUGGUGUGACCAGAGUCCUUGUUGCCCUUGAGAUGUACUCCUGCAAUGGAUUGGGCCUCAUGGAUUUCAAUGUGCCCCCCCUAGCCCAGGUGGCGAAAAUGGCUUCUGAGUGCAUCUGGACAGAACCUCUGAUGGAGCUGCAGACCCUGACACGCCUCACUCACUUCUCCUAUGUGAAUCAUGACUACGAACUCACCAUGACAUGUUCUCAGAAUGCCACACGGAUGGGCCUCAAGAGGCUGAGGUCGUUUGAACAGACUAAUGCCAAGCUUGCAGCAGAAUUGCUGUGUACUGUGUCCUGCAUCCAGGGCCGCAGCAUCAUGGAAAACUUGAAAGGCAAGAAGCAGCUACGGCUAGCAGCAUCCAAGGCUUUUGUAGAGAGUGCCAGGUUUGGGGGCCUGGCAAACAACAGUUUCCAAGUGAUGAUGGCUGCCCGGCACUACUGGAACACAUGGGUCCCACUUCUGUUCUCACCAAACAACAGGAAGACGGCCAAGGGAUCCCUCCAGCGAAUCAUCACCAUCAUCAACAAGACAGAGGGCAAGACGCAGGGGAUAGAGAAAACCCUGCUCCUACACCAGUGGCCAACAUCCGACUUCCAGGGCGGAGGGAUAGCACUUGAAGGGUCUGAGGAAGACCUCACACUCCGUGCUGCACUCUAUAGCCUGCUCUUCCACAUCCAUGCCGACAAUAAUGACUGGGAGAUGGGCCUUAAGGUGCUGGAUGAGGCCGUGCAAGUGCUGCCAAGGACAGCCCACCGCCUCUUGAUUUUCAAACACAUGGUUAUGGUGAAGGCCAAACUUGGCCAGAACUUUACCAUGGAAAUUCAGAAGUUCAAGGAUGAGAGCGAAGACUACUUGGCAAGCAUGUGGUACCGUAUGGCUCAGAACUCAAAUAACAUCAAUGGAGAGUUCACCUGCUAUCAAAAUGCCAUCCAGGCACUGCAGAAACCAGAGAACAACUGGCAGAAGGUAGACUACAUCGUGGAGUUCAGUGAGUGGCUGUAUUAUAAGCACUACCCCCUGGAAGACGUGGUCAUCCACCUCGAUUGGGCAAUCGGCAUUCUGCUCUCCAUGAAGCCCACAGAAGACUCCCCUGAGCCAGAUACCAAGAAGGAAGGACAGGCCUCCCCUGACCAGUCUCUAACAGGGAAUAGAAUGUUCUCAAAUCUGGAGACAGUCUCCUUGGACCAGUUUCGAAGUGUGAGGCAGUUAGAGGCCCUGGCCCGUGUGCACAUACUGCGGGCCUUGAUGUCGUCCCCAAGCUGCUCUUCCUAUGAAGAUGACUGCUUCAUGGCCUACAGCUUCCUCAGGCAGAUCUGGCAGAUUUCCUUGACAGAAGGAGGAAAACUAAUUCCAGAAAAAACUUUACAAUCAGUUAGUUCACAAUUGUUAUUGCCAAAAAAGGAGAAGGAAAAGGGGAAAGAGAAGGAGAAGGAGAAGGAAAAGGUGAAAGAGAAGGAGAAAGAAAAGGCAAAAGAGAAGGAAAAGGUGAAAGAGAAGGAGAAGGAAAAGGCAAAAGAGAAGGAGAAGGAAAAGGAGAAGGAGAAAGUCAAAGACACGAAACCGAUUUCAACCCCAGCUUCCAUCAAGGCACCUGAUGAUGUCCCCACCAGCAUAGAAGAAUGGGCCUCCUACUCCUGCCCUGAGGAUCUGCUCUCUGUGUUCAAGACAUACAGAAGUGACUUAACCAUCAACUCCACAAGUUUCCAGAAGCCGAUGUACAGUUUGUACUACAUAGACCACUUGGCCAAAGCCCUGCAGAAGAUGUCCCUUCAUGAGCUCAGCAUCCCGGUCCUGCAGCUGGGUGUGCUCAUUGCAGAUGCUGUGGUGGAGAGCAAGAGCCUGGCAGACCUCUACCACCUGCGACUUGCACAAGUGUGUUCUGACCUGAGGCUGCACUACGCAGCAGCUCAUCAUGAAGAGGCGGUUGGACAGGCAUACUUUGGAGACAUGGAGCAGGCCAGAUGCAGAAAAGAGAUUGCAUUUAAAAAAGAGAAGAGCAAGGAGCGAGUGAUAACAAAAAGCGUACCAGUCCCGCAGGAGCAGCUGGAUACAUCCCGCUCAGAAGAAGUGAAGCCACUGACAGCACAAGACAAGGUUUUGAAGACAAAUGCAGAGACUGGCAAAGGCCUGCACGAGACAUCUUAUCCCCAGCUGUGGAUGCUCAAAGGGGAGGUCCUGCUGGAGUUGGAGCUGCACCAACCGGCACGACUGCUCUUGUCAGAGGCCCAACAGAGUUUCCAGGAGCUAGGCGAAAAAUGCGAAGAAGCACAGUGCCUCCUGCUUCUAGCACAGCUGGCCAACAAGGAAAAGAACCAUGGGCAAGCUAUGCUCUUGAUCGAAAGGGCCCAGCAGCUAGGCGGAACUGAGGAGUUCUGGUACAAUUCAACCCUGACUCUGGCUGAGGCAGUCUUAUCCUCUGACGAAAGGAAAAAAGAAAUCACAAUCUGCAAGGUGUUUCAGAAACUCAUAGAUACUUUCAGGACCCUCCAGAAGGAAAGGCCAAACCGAGUAGCCCUACUGGAAAGCCUCAUCAUGGAUCUGGAGACCAGGUGUCUGAAACUUCAAAUCCUGGUUGCCACCGAGCUGAUUACAGUAGAAGAUGUCAAGUGUCCAUUUGUGCUCUCAGAUAUAGAACAGCGCCUGAUAGAAAUUCAAGAAAAAUGUGAAAUCCGUGGCUACCAGAAAAACUGUGUUGACUUAAAAUUAGAGCAUGCAAAGAUAAAGAGGUUGUUUGCUCAAGCGGAAAAAGAUAAAGAACAAAAAACUAUCUAUUGUCUGCAAGUGUACAACUUGUCCCAGAAAGCUAUAGCUGAGGAAGAAGAAGUAUUUCACAAAAUCCAGGGGAUACUGUCCCUUCAAGAUGUACAGAACAUCAACUCCCCACAGAUGAGGAGGCUGGCCCGUCUCAAACUCCGCCUGGCAGAGACAUGCCUGGACAUGCUGCAGCUAGUGUGCAAGGAGGUCCUGGAGUUGCAGAUGGAGCAGGGCUCCUUGGACAAGCUACUUUCAGACUUCCUUCAGAGCACCAGUGACUACUCCUUCGUUGACUUGCAAUGGUUCACCCUAAAGCGGACCCUGCCUCACCUGAUGCUAGCAGAGCUGGAGAGUCUGCAGCCACUGUGCGUCGGCUGCGCAGACAUCCGUGCCCAGCUUCUGGUCCUGGCUGGGAAGGCCCUUCAUCUGCUGUCCGUAAAGAUAGACCCUGUGAACCCCUCCUUCCGCUGGGAGGAAGACCUCAUGGUAAGUGCUAAGCGGAACAGCCUGAGAUCUCUGGAGCUGGAGCUGGACACAGAAGAAAAGAGUGUAGAGGCCUCCUACACGGACUUGACAACCACCAGGGAAGCCCCCAAGGAGCAAAACCGGAAGGCUGAGGGUCUGAAGAAGAAGCUGGUGCUGGCCCAGAGGUUCCUGGCUCAGACUUCAGAGGUACUGCUGCAGUGCAUACAGGCUGCCCUGCGCAGCAACCUUCUGGACAUCGCAGCCACUGCCAGCAUAGAGAUGGUGGAGUGCAUUGGCAUCCUGGAUCCCAUAACCACCUGCCAGUUCCUGGCACUGUCUCAGAGCUGUUCAACCUCAGAGAUGAUGAGGAAGGUUUUGCUCAUGGCCACGAGCAAUACCAGCAGCUCACAGCUGGCGGCCCUGCUGCAGCUCCACCAGCGAAUGAGGCAGCUGGACAAGACUACCACAAGCCUGUUUGCCAAUAUAGAGCAGAGGCUGGCCAGCACUUCCAAGGCAUGGCAGAGCCUCUAUGUCACAGAUCAGCAUUUCACCUUCCUGAAUGAGCUUCCACCCAUAUUCCGGUACCUCUUUCUGCAUCACUCACAAGACAGGACCUGGCUAUAUGGUGCUUCUUUUGAGAAACCAAAGUCCAUGCAUACACCCAAGGGGAAGUCUGGAGCAGUAGGAGGUCACUGCAAGGUAAUGCGGGUGCCUAUGAGUCCAGUUGCCUUCUCAGACCUGCUGGACAAUGUCCAUUGCUUCCGGAAGCAGACACAGACCCAGGAGCGAGACCUGUGUAUGCAGAGGCUUAACAGCAUCCUGGAACACAUGGAGGAAUACUUGAAGCCCAUCGCCCCCGUGUUCGAUUUCCCAGAAGCCAGAACACAGGUGUCAAUGACUAUGGCCGAUACAGCGAAAUACAAAGGCAAAGAGAAGGAAAGGACAUUGUCCAUCCCUCUAGGGCCGCCUGACCCUGAGUACAUGUUCAUGAUCGCAGACAAGUUCCUACUGGAGUUGCCCCUGGAGGGGCUCUCUGCACUCAGUGACGUCAGCUCCCUGUCCCGAGAUUUUUCUCUCCAGAUGCUGUGGAACCGUCUCCACAAAGAGGAGAUAGAAGGCACUGUGAAGAAAGAGAUCAAAGCCAAGGAUUUCAAGAAGAGAAGUCCAGGAAAGAAGAGCAUUAAGGGCGUGAUGCGGGUCAUCCCACAGGAAUGCACCCUAAUCGACACAGACACCAUCAAGUUUGUUGUGGACCCUUAUGAGGAGGCCGACGGCAGAGAGGUACUGAGUCCUGUCUCCAUAACCCAGGAGAUCUUGGAAAAGUUCCGAGACUCAUUCACUGCACGUUGGAUGGGACAUCUGGGAAACUACCACUUUCCAAGCCAGUCUGACUGGGAGCAGCUACUGAACAGCUGCCGAGGCUUUUUCUUCUACGGGAUGGAGAGCUUCCUAACCCACCUGGUAGUGGAAAGAUUGGUAGCCAUGGAUCUGCAAGAAUGCCAGAUGAUGGUCCUGCUGGACUUAACAAGGUCCUCUGAGAGCCGGAAGCGGAAGGUCGAGACGUCAGACCACAAGAGUACGUCACAACGGUCCUUGGAGAGGCCCAUCGAGACUGCCAUCCUUCUGAGUCUGGUGGGAGUUGAGAGCAUUGUGGCCAACCAGUGGCCUACGCUGCUGCAGGACAACGCGCUGAGGGCCACCAUGCUGUGGGAUAACCUGUUAACAGUUGGCAAGCCACUUGGGAAAGCAGUUCGUCUCAUUCAGAGGGUAGGCAGCGAAACAAUGAACAAAAAUGAGGUUCACUGGUCCUCCAAGGAUGAGACAUACCCUGACGAGAGUUCUCAACACACCGAGUCCCACCCCACUGCUCUUGGCUUGGUUCUGUACGGACUGCCUAACCAAGCCAUUAUAUGAGCUAAACCCUAAAGCCUUCGUGGGGCCCCUAUCCCUAGCUCUACCCUUCUGUGACUCCUCUCCACUCAGGACUCUUUCCCCACUUGCUGGGGCUCACCCCAGCCAUGACACAGCCUAAUGGCUGUCCUUCUGUCCUGAGAAGACAGCUGUUGCCCGGUACACCGCCUAGGCCCCUGCUCCUCCUUGUUCGUUCACAAGUUUGUUUUUGGUGUCAUUGUUUUAGUAAAC